Molecule: messenger RNA, 4749 nt
Organism: Trachemys scripta elegans
Lineage: Eukaryota; Metazoa; Chordata; Testudines; Emydidae
Product: zinc finger protein 3-like
Exons: 9
Coding region: 380-1633 (417 amino acids)
Biological process (GO): negative regulation of transcription by RNA polymerase II
Molecular function (GO): DNA-binding transcription repressor activity, RNA polymerase II-specific
Source: RefSeq, a predicted model, not a curated record
GUGGGGAGCUGGGGGUUGGGCUGCACCCCCUCACUGCAGCCUGGGGUCUUCCCUUUUCUCUGGAAAAGCUGCUCCCUGUUUCACCAUCUCCUCUCAGUCUGAGUCCCAGCGACUCUGCAUAGGAGUCUGCAGGGCAGGAUGGGCCCUGAAAUCUGACAGCUGGGAGGCCCUUUACAGCAGUUUCUAACCCUCCCUCCCCUGCUCCUUCUAGGAAGUACCAGAAAAGCAUCUGGCCCCCCUGGGAAAAGAGAGAGAAGCAGCCAAAGCAGAGGAGGAGCGGCACAGCGAAGAGCUGCUGAAACAGACGGAAGCCGAGAGGCAGAAGAUCAUCUGGGAGUGGAAGGAGCUGCGAGGGUUUCUGGAGGAGCAGGAGCAGCAGAUGCUGUCCUGGCUGGAAGAGCUAGAGAGAGCCAUUGUCCAGAGAAGGGAUGAGGGCAUCUGCAGCCUGUCCUGGGAGAUUUCCCUGCUCACUGAGAGGGAAGGAGAGAAGGGGCAGCAGCCGCUGAGCCAACCCCUGCAGGGUGCUGGGAGCACUGGGGGCAGGGAGGACAGGACAUUUUGGAAGCCAGAACUGACAUUUGCGGAGCUGGAGAAGAGACUCAGCGAUUUCUCUCUGAAAAGUGCCAUGCUGCAGGAGGUGCUGCUGGGAUUCAAAGAGACGCUGCGACGGGCGCUGGGGAGUGACACAGCCAUCCCGAUGAUAAUUAAUUUCUUGGAAACAUCCUCAGCAGAAUUAUUUGAAGGUGUUGCACCAGAGAGUAAAGGUACAGAGGCAGUGGCUUUUGGGAAACAGGGAGGCAGAGUAACACCCACCUUUGACUCCAGCUUGUCCCAGCCUCCCACGGGACAGGGAAGGGAACUGGCUGUAGUGGAGCCAGUCCAGGGGCCGGUGACCUUCGAGGAGGUGGCUGUGUAUUUCACCAGGGAAGAGUGGGCUCUGCUGGACCCCUGUCAAAGAGUCCUCUACAGAGACGUCAUGCAGGAGAACUAUGAGAAUGUGACCUCGCUGGGUGAUGCAAUGGUAUGUGACAAAGAGGAGCAGAAUUCUCAGAAGGAAAAUAUUGAGCAAGUGGAUAAACACAGAGCAUUAUCGCAAAGAUCGAAAAGGAAUGUGUCCAGGAGUCAUGAGCAGGGAAACUCCUGUGAGAUUCAGCACAGACCAGAAAGAGAACAGGGAAACCAUCCAGGGGAGAAAGUGGGUAAAUGUAUUUCCUGUCGGGGAACUCAGAAGGACCUCAAUGAAACCACAACACAGCAGGAAAUCCUCAGGGGAAAGAGAAAAAAUACAUGCACUGAGGAUGGGAAAAUUUUAUCUGACUACUCAGUCCUUAUUAAGCAUCAGAGAAUCCACACAGGAGAGAGGCCCUAUGAAUGUCAUGAGUGUGGGAAAUGCUUCACUAAGAGUUCAUCCCUUUCUGAACAUCAGAGAAUCCACACAGGGGAGAGGCCCUAUGAAUGCAGUGACUGUGGGAAAACCUUCAAUCGUAGCUCAAACCUUUUUACCCACCAGAGAAUCCACACAGGGGAAAGGCCCUAUGAAUGCAGUGAGUGUGGGAAUACCUUCUCUUGGUACUCAGAGCAUUUUAGCCAUCAGAGAAUCUGCAAGGGAGAUCAACACCAUAAAAACCUCUAGGGCUAUCAAUACUUUUUCUUUUAAAAUUUUCCUGAUUCCCACAUAGUAACUUUUGAAGCUGUUUGAACUGUUUGCAGCACUGUUAUCCUUCAACUUGACCAGAUGAGUGGCCCAGUUUUGCCUUUUUGCAGUUUCCCCUGUUUUGAGGUGGACCCAUUUGUCCUUUCUAUCAACUCCAUUGUCUCAUGAGUAAUGGAAGUGUGCCCUUCCUCUCAGGAACCAGGGACCAUCAGAUUUAUACCAUUCCUCCUAUUGCAAAGUUAUUGUUAGAGUCACCAAUGAGUCAGAUGAUAUCAUUGCCAGUUAUUCUCACAUUGCUCUGGGUUGUGCUGAAGAGCAGUAAUAUUGGGAACUUUACAAAUUAUAUGUAAAUGAAGAGGACCAGGGGCAGGGAAAAAAGUGUCAUUUCAGCCCCUGUGACACCAGAAGGAUACAGGGUGACUCAGAGAUUCCCUCCUUCCCCAUCACCGCAGAACUGUUACCUUUUGUGUGAGCCAUGUAGAGUUUAUCUUCAUCACAUUCUAUCCAUCCACUUCUCAAAGUGUCAUGUGAUGAAGCAUUCUCCAUUGUCUGUGCUUGGAGAUGAUGCUUUGACUUCUUUAAUCCUAUAUCAGAGUCACUAUGAGUGGAGAUGAAAGUGUCAAAGACCUGAAAGGGGAAUUCAAAUGGAUCCCAAACACAGUUUGAUCAUUUAGAGUUUAAAUCUGAGGUUCCAUCUAUUGGUAAAGCCACUUCUUACAAGGUAGCUAUUUUGUCCCCCAUUAUGGCAAUGCUAGGAUACUAAAAAUGUUGUAAAUAACAUAACUGACUAUUGAAACAGUGGUGAGUGAAGCAGGUUUGAAUGAAUCAGAGGAGAAUGUGAUGGGAGAAUGUCUUGUCCUGAUUCUGAAUAAUCAGAUGUAACCUGCUCUGGAAUUUCAUUUGACACUUCCAUUGUCAUGUAUUCUGUCUCUCUGUGAUGUGGGUUUCUAUCUUUCCUGAAGGCUGUUUGGUCACCCAGUUGGAUAUUAGUUCAGUUUGAUAUGAUGUAGCUCAGAUUUAUUGGAGAACUUAAGACAUAUGACCAUUAGCUAAAGUCAUCAUUUCUCACUUCAGCUUUGCUUUUUCUCCAUCCCUCUAUGAUGACAUGGAGAAAGUUCAAGUGCAGAUCUGUCAACAGGAGAGAACUCUCUAAUUUACUGGACAUGCUAACAAAGAAACAGCAGUGAUUUAAAAUCUCUACUCGGAAAUGGUGAACAACAGCAAACGCCAACUAACUGAAGGAAAUGCAUAUGAUCACAGUGUAGUUCAAUUGUUAAAGUCAAUAUUGUCUCAGAUGAUCUGGGGAGAGAAUUCCACGGUAAGUGAUUUUGAAGUAGGCAAAAUGCCCAUGUAUUUGAUUGCCAAAUCAUGUGUAGCCCAGGCCCUACAAAAGAUCUCUCCUAGCUAAUUCUAUGUUAUGGGGAAUGCUGCCCUUCAUGACACAGAUGUUGAGGAAACAGAAGUGGGUUUUUUGUUGAAUUUAUCCUUUGUAGGUGUUGAAAAUUUGUAUAAAAUCAAUGUUGGAAAUCUAAUAGCUGCAGAAAAAUAGCUAUUUUUGAGUAGAAUCUCCAGCUCUGGUAACAAACAAAGUUUAUGAUCCAGCCCUGUAUCCAGUCCCUUGCCUGGAACUGUGCCACCUAAUUAAAGAAAAGCUGGGCAUGCUUCGGGAAGCCAUUCCUCACUAACAUGGCUAAGAUUUUGAGUGGUUUUGUAAAGGAUUCUACUUCAGACAAGUGUAAAUUUACCCUAACCAAGGCCAAGGAUUUGGAAAGAACUGGGGUGGAAAGAAUACACACUCAGUUCUAGGUUUCCACCCCAGUAAAGCAAGCUAUGGUGACCAAUGACCCAAGGAAAAUUGUUUGUACAACUCCACUUCCUAGUUCAGUGUCACUGAUUACAGUUCCAGAGGAUACCAGGGUUAGACUGAGAACAAUCAUCCUUCACCAUUUGGAUGAAAAGAGAGAGUGCUUCAUAGGACAUUCCUUCCCCGUGAAUCCCAAACUCGCUGCCUGAUUGGGUAACAAGGACUUUCAGGCUGUAGAAAUGAUGGUAACCCAUGAGGCAACUAAUGUGUCAGGCUGCAAUUUCAGACUUCUGGAUACACGCAUGUUGAGUCCUGAUUCUAUGGUUUUGUGUCUGACGCUAUGACUAUACAAUAAAGCUGAUGUCGGCGCAACUGCAUAAUGUAGCUGCGCUGCUGUAGCACUUCUAUUACAGAUGCUCUCAGCCAAUGGGAGCAAUCUCUCCCAUCAGACUUUAUUAGUGUAGCCCCCACAAGUGGAAGUGGCUAUGUUGGCAGGAGAAGCUCUCCUGCUGACGUAUCACUAUCUACACAGUAGGUUAGGACUGUGUAAUUACAUUGCUCAGUGGUGUGGAUUUUUCACACCUCUGAGCAAUAUAGUUAUACCAAAAAAUGUCUUUAGUGUAGACCAGACAGUUCUCUCUUGUGUUUUAUGCAUUUACAUCACUUCUCCUCUCUUCACCUACUUUGAAAGAUAAAAAAGUGUGAAAAGAGAGGUAUUUUUCCUCAUGGUGCACAUGGGCCACAUAUUUCAGAAGAUCCUGAUAUAUAUAUACUCACAGAAGUGGUUGGGACCUACGUUGAGACGAACCACAAAUUGAGCCAGGGUUCAGUUGUUGGCAAUGGGCAUUAAAAGAAAACUAACAUAUAUUAUAAGAAUUUGUGAUCUUUGAAUAUGUUCUUGUUACCAAUGAAAAUGAAAUUAUAGGUGAAGUUAUUGGUUAAAGAAUAAGAGACUAAUUGUAUGAUAAUCUGAAUUAUUUUGGAAAAGUGAUACUUGUCUUGUUUUGUUAGUCGUACAGGAAAUGAUGGCUAAUCUUGAAAAGUUAAUUUGAUUUAAUUUACCCCCUGUAGUGUAAGAAGAUCCGGUAGAAAACCUCACUCCAAUGGUUGGGAUGGAAGAAUGUGUGUGAGAAAGAGUGUAUAAGAGAAUAUUGGUCCUGUAUAGAUUUUAACUUUUUGUGUUUCAAAUAGAACUUUUUUUGCUUAGGCUACAUCUACACUACGGGGGGGGGGGGGUUGAUUUAAGAUACGCAAAUUCAGCUACGUGAAUAGCGUAGCUGAAUUCGACGUA